Molecule: messenger RNA, 1649 nt
Organism: Maniola jurtina (meadow brown)
Lineage: Eukaryota; Metazoa; Arthropoda; Insecta; Lepidoptera; Nymphalidae
Product: pickpocket protein 19-like
Exons: 10
Coding region: 123-1631 (502 amino acids)
Biological process (GO): sodium ion transmembrane transport
Cellular component (GO): membrane
Molecular function (GO): ligand-gated sodium channel activity
Source: RefSeq, a predicted model, not a curated record
ACCCGGUGCAUUGGUCGCGGAAGGCAGUAAAGCCGCCGCUAGACGUGGCGCGGGCGUGGCGCUACCGCGUGGCGGCGGCGUCGGGUGGCGAGCGGCGCGUGAGACUGAGCCUGCGCGACGCCAUGCGGGAACUGCUCACCAACUGCUCCAUGGAAGGCGUAAGGUUUAUCGCUGAUAUAAGGAACCCGAGGUUUAUCAGAUGGAGCUAUUUCGUGCUAGUUCUGGGCUCACUCGCCGGCGGCCUGGUGGUGGCAGGCCUCAACCUGGCGACAGUCAGCAGCCGGCCGCCGCUGGUGGUGGUGACGCAGGUGGCGCCGCACCCCGUACAGCAGGUGGACUUCCCCGCCGUGGCCCUGUGCAGCUAUAACACCAUCAGCGCUGCCGAGCUCGACAGCUAUGCCAAGUACUUGUAUUCUUUAGAAAAGAAUAACACGUAUUCAUUGGAGGACCUCAAAAGAAACCUGUUGGCGUUCAGUGGUCUCAUCACGACGUACAGCCAAGUGAGCUUCGAUGCGAACUUCACCAAGUACCUGGCAGAGGUCGUCCGGCAGACUAACGUCACCGACAUUAUUUACAGGUUGUCUCCAAAAUGUGAGUCCAUGUUCGUCCGCUGCGGUUGGCGCGGAGGGCGCGCGAGCUGCAACCGCCUCUUCGCGCUGAGGAUAACCGACGUGGGCUACUGCUGCGUCUUCAACUCCAGAUACAGUUCAGAAGACCGCAAAAAUCAUCCCUACAGAGUGAAGCAGGUAGGCCAGGAAUACGGCCUUUCUGUCAUCGUCAAGGAGAAUACUGACGACUUCACUUACGUUCGUAGAUCUGGUGAGGAGCUAGAGAUGUUAAUCUUCGACGGGAGACAGUACCCGCUGAACAGAGCGGGCGUGAUACGCACGUAUCCCGUGCGACGCAACGCUUCCGUGUUCGUCACGUUGCAGGCCUCCGUGCAACGCGCUUCGGGAUCCUUGCGCUAUAUGACAGAAGCGUGGCGCGGAUGCGCCCUCACGUAUCCUGAAGGCCUGCCCAGGCACUCCUGGUCGCAGUGCGUGGCGGAGUGCCGCAGACGGGCUGCGCUGGCUCUCUGCCAGUGCACGCCGCACACCAAGCCCAUCAGUAACCGCAGCAGCAACGAGGUCACGUGCUCGCUGGAACACUUGGCGUGCUUGGACAAGCACAAAGAAAAGCUAACAUUCUUCUAUCCGGGGGAAAAUGCGCACGAGAGUCUGAGUGAGGAGCAAGCAGAUUCCGUCGAGUGUCUGCACUGUCGCCCCAACUGCGCCCGUCUGCGCUACGCUGCCAAGAUUUGGACUAUGCCGUAUAAAAAUAUCGUCAGAAAAAUACUCUAUAACCAUUUUGUCCAGGAUGUGAAGCUGUGGAACGCGACGGUGCUCCGCAUCUACUUCACGACGAACGACCAGCACCUGUGCCUGGUGGAGACCAACAUGCGCAUCUUUGAAGUUCUUUCCUUCAUCAGCUGUCAAUGGGUGUUGGUGGUGGGUGCGACGGUAGUCACCGUGUUGGAGGUGCUGUACCACUGCACCGUCCGCUGGAGGCACCACUACGCGCGCCGGCGGCGGCAAGAAACCCUGCCCAGGGUCAAGGAAGCCAAAAGAAAAAAAAUUAAAAAGAAAAAUUAAACAGUUUUGAAAAACCUA